CACACCCAGUGAGAUGGGACUCUUUGGCAGGACAAUGACCUUGAUGUGAUGUUUCAGCCUUUCAGAGUCAGACGAUCAGAGGGGCUGUUCAGAUGCCUGCAGUGGUCAGGGGUCAUCACAGCUGUCCACUAUAAAAGGGGCCCGUCUGCAGCUCUGUCUGCACACAGCAUCACUUCAGGCAGUCAGAGGAAGGAAGAAGGUCUUCAUUUCGCUCCCGGCAUAAUCCCUGUAGUUUGAGGUAAAGUUGAGAUGGAAGCUCCACAGUUGGCAGUGUUGUUCCAGCUCCUCCUCUGCUCUUUGGGAUACAUCUCCUCUGCUCGGGGUCAGAAGAACAACGCAGGACCCAGGACCAAUACACAGCUCAGAAAUGUGUCAUUUAGUCAUCCUGUUGGAUACCCUCCAUAUAUGAUGCAGCUGUACCACUCCUUCAGGUCCAAAGAGUCCUCAUCAACAGCAGCUGUCAACCCUUUUAUGACACUAGGUAUCAAACCAUCAGUGCACAAUUCUGAUAUGGUUUUAAGUCUGACGGCACGAGGUUGUCAUCAAGUGGCUGAAAGAUGGAUGGUUACAUUUGACAUGUCGUCCAUCUAUACUAGCGACAUCAUCCAGCUGGCUGAACUAAGAAUCAGGCUUCCAGCGUUCUCCACCUCUAAACAGGCUAAUGUGGAUUUAUAUCACACCCGUAAGCAGAGCUGUGAUGUGGACAUGUGUCCGGAUGAGCACCUCUUCUUGGGGAGCUUUAACACAUCACAGAGCAACACAAAGUCAUCUUGGAAGGUUUUUGACGUGACUGCCGUCUUAAAAUACUGGCUUAACCAGGGAGCUGGAGCCCCGAGCCAGGAGACCUCAGGAGAGCUUGCAGUAGAUGGAGACCAUGGGAGCGGUACAUUGGAAGAAGGAGGGAUAUUAACUAAGUCCCAAUUUCAGAAUUUGGUAAGGAAGCAAAGAAAAACACAUUAUCCAACCACCAACCGGGUCAUGAUGGUCAUCUUCAUCAAACACAACCUGCCCCAGAAUGUCUACAGCCUCAUUCAGACUGUGGAAAACUCCAAGUAUGUCACCACAGACAGAGUCGGCAGUGACGGUAAAAGUAGACGCCACAAGCGAAACCGGAUGGAGAGGAUGCGAGUGGCUGGUGCUGCUGCAGUCACCAGGGCACCGGAAGAAGCCAAGCAGCCGCCGCUUUGUCGUAAGGUAGAUAUGUGGGUGGACUUUGACCACAUCGGCUGGGAUGAGUGGAUUGUGCACCCUAAACGCUACAAUGCAUACCGCUGUGAGGGCGAGUGUCCAAUGCCGCUGGAUGAGUCCUUCAGUCCCACCAAUCAUGCUUACAUGCAGAGCCUCUUGCGACAUCACCACCCUGGAAGAGUGACUUGUCCGUCCUGUGUGCCGACACGCCUCAGCCCGCUUUCUAUGUUGUACUAUGAGAAUGAGGAUUUGACCCUGAGGCACCAUGAGGAUAUGAUCGUUGAAGAGUGCGGCUGUCAUUGACCACUCACAACUCAGCU
Molecule: messenger RNA, 1508 nt
Organism: Thalassophryne amazonica
Lineage: Eukaryota; Metazoa; Chordata; Actinopteri; Batrachoidiformes; Batrachoididae
Gene: spaw
Product: southpaw
Exons: 3
Coding region: 250-1491 (413 amino acids)
Biological process (GO): BMP signaling pathway; SMAD protein signal transduction
Cellular component (GO): extracellular region
Molecular function (GO): growth factor activity; cytokine activity; type I activin receptor binding
Source: RefSeq, a predicted model, not a curated record